Molecule: messenger RNA, 1011 nt
Organism: Amphimedon queenslandica
Lineage: Eukaryota; Metazoa; Porifera; Demospongiae; Haplosclerida; Niphatidae
Exons: 2
Coding region: 81-815 (244 amino acids)
Source: RefSeq, a predicted model, not a curated record
UUGAUAAAGCAACUCAUCCUAAAUACGUUGAAUUUAAAAUUGAGAGGGUCCAUGAAUGCAUUGGUGAUGUUUCUAAAGAAAUGAGAGCAAGUGUCAGGUCAACCACAGAUUCCUUGGAAGAAAUAAUAAAGUAUAUUGAACUUAACAAAGAAGUCAAGUUUUUAAAAGAAGCGCAAAGUUUUUAUAAAGAUCUCAUUACUUUCAACCAAACUGUAGCAACCUUCUGGGAAAAAGUAGAAGAUCUGCUACAAAAUUCCAGAGCUGAUUGUAGAGCAUAUUUUCUGAAGCAGCUGUCCUCAGAAUGUCUGGAUCUUCGUGAUAAAUAUUUUGAGAUACAUGAUAGUGUCAGUAAGAGUGCCAAGCUUGUAGUACAUGAAUGUGAAAAAAUGGCUAUAAAAAGUGAACAAGAUUUGGGAAGCGUUGGACCAAAUGCAAUAUCAGCGUUUGUUGGCAAUUUUUUUUCUAUGAUGGACUUGCCAACAACCUCUGAUAAGGAUCAAGAAUUCAAGAGCCUAAUGAGUGGUAUAGUGAAUGUGAGUGACAAAGCUUCGAAAUUACAGGGAGAUGGAAAGCGCUAUAGGCAGUUUCAGGAAUAUUUUGAAAAGAUAUAUCAAAUUCUCAGUCAUCUUCAGAAACCAAUUAAAUCUCUAAUGGAGAAAAUCCAAUGCCUUUCAGAGCGUUUAGAAAGCAGCGAGAUUUUGAUAACUGAAGCUAUGGCUCAGGUUCCAGAUCCUUCUGCUGAAGAUAUAAAGGAUAAAAUAAGUCAAAUGACUAGUGCUCUUAUGAGCUACAUACAAUGCAUUGAUUUAGAUUAAUGCAAACAAUUUUUGCUGUAAACUAUCUAUAAUAUGUAGCAUAAACUUAGUUCACAGGCAAUUAUAUUUAACUUGCUUCAUUAAAAAAAAAUUAUUAUUAAUUUUGUGUACAUGGUUGUAUUAUAUGUUAAUUAUGUAAACAUGUAUAUACUUUUAAACAUUGCAUGAUCUUUUGCUUUUAUGGCCUUAUGUGUAA